Fragaria vesca subsp. vesca is the source of this 1429-nucleotide messenger RNA. RefSeq lists its product as uncharacterized. The transcript is spliced from 3 exons. NCBI's taxonomy places the organism in Eukaryota, Viridiplantae, Streptophyta, Magnoliopsida, Rosales, Rosaceae. Bases 160 to 1119 code for a protein of 319 amino acids. The record is from RefSeq and is a predicted model, not a curated record.
CUCUCUCUCUCUCUCUCACAGUAGCAGCAGCAGCUGCUAAUAUAGCUGCUAAUAUCUCUUUCCUCCAUUAAAGUCACAUCCUCAAACUCCCCCAAGGUCCCCAAACUCCAAUCGAAAGCAACCCUUGAAUACACACACACAUCUCAGCCCAACACAAAAAUGCACGCCAAGACCGACUCCGAGGUCACAAGCCUCGCCCCUUCUUCCCCAACCCGAUCCCCCCGCCGCCCAGUCUACUACGUCCAGAGCCCCUCCCGCGACUCCCACGACGGCGAGAAGACCACCACCUCCUUCCAGUCCACCCCCGUCCUCAGCCCCGCCGGCUCUCCUCCCCACUCCCACUCCUCCGUCGGCCGCCACUCCCGCGACUCCUCCUCCACCCGCUUCUCCGGCUCCAUCAAGCCCGGAUCCAAGAAGAUCCAGCCCAACAACGACUCCUCCCGCCACCACCGCAAGGACGGCCACAAGGCCUGGAAGGACUGCGCCGUCAUCGAAGAAGAAGGCCUCCUCGACGACGACGACCGCGAACGUGGCUUCCCCCGCCGAUGCUAUUUCCCCGCCUUCGUUCUCGGAUUCUUCCUCCUCUUCUCCAUGUUCUCUCUCAUUCUCUACGGCGCCAGUAAGCCCAUGAAGCCCAAGAUCACCAUGAAGAGUGUCAAGUUUGAACAGUUCAAGAUCCAAGCGGGUUCAGACUCCACCGGAGUAAGCACCGACAUGAUCUCCGUCAACUCCACCGUCAAAUUCACAUUCCGCAACACCGGCACGUUUUUCGGAGUCCACGUCUCGCCCGAGCCUCUAGAUCUAUCCUACUCUCAGAUCGCCAUCGCCUCCGGAAUCGUGAAGAAGUUCUAUCAAUCAAGGAGGAGCCAGAGAACAGUGACGGUGUCAGUAAUCGGCGACAAAAUUCCGUUAUACGGGAGUGGAGCUAGUAUAAGUAGCUCAACGGGGACGACAUUGCUGCCGGUGCCGCUGAAAUUGGAUUUCUUGAUCAAAUCUAGAGCCUACGUUUUGGGUAAACUAGUGAAGCCCAAGUUCAACCGGCGCGUGGGAUGCACUGUAACUUUCGAUCCUAAGAAGCUCAACGUCGCAAUCGCGCUCAAGAAUUGCACUUACAGUUAAUUAAUUCACAAAAAGAAUGAGGAAGAAGAAGAGAGGUUUCUAUUUUAAUCGUGGUUGGUUUCCUUUUCGGUGAUGGACAACUCAGCGGGCAGCUUUCGGAGUUGGACGGGCAGGAUGUGCAGAGAGUGAGGUAAAAAACGCGGUUUUGGACUUUUUGGGCUGCCCGAAGAGUGUAGAGUCGGUGACUUGUGGGUAUUGUGUUACAUUAUUCACCUUGUCUUUUGUUUAUUUAUUCUUUUUUUUCUUUUUCCCCGUUGUAUUAUUAAGAAAUUAUUUAUUUUCAGGCAAUAAUGCAACUGUGUUUACUUUU